AUGGAGCAAAACACCCUUGUGCGCCGUGGAGUCGGUCUUCGCGGCGUCGACCAUGACCUUGCCUCCCCAGGCUACCUUCUGUACGCUCAUCUGACCAGCCCAGGCACAGUCCGACUGAUCGCCAAUGACGGGAUGGAAGUCCACCGCUGGAACCUGCCCUACCGUCCUGGCCGUCACGCCCGCAUCCUCCCCAAUGGCAAUCUCGCCUACAACGGCGUCCACCCGGAUGGACCGAGGCUGUUCCCCAUGUGGCAGAAGUACCGCGGCGGCGUCAUGAUGCAAGUCGACCCCGACGGCAAAGUCGUGUCUGAAUAUCGAGAUCCUCUGGCCCACCAUGACCAGCACCACCUGGACAACGGCCAGAUCCUGUACACGACGUUGGAAGCUCUCAGUGCAGAACAAGCCGCGACAGUACCUGGCGGCAUCCCUGGGUCCGAGGCACCAGAUGGACACGUAUACGCCGACUGCAUCAAGCUCGUGGAUCCUACAGACGACGGCAAAGUGCUCUUCCACUGGCGCGCCAUCGACCACCUCGACCCGGCGAAAUUCCCCCUCCACCCGCACUUCGCGCGCGAGCACUGGCCCUUGAUCAACAGCGUGCAGCAGCUGCAAGACGGCAACAUCCUAGCGUCGCUGCGCAGCGUGUCUGCGGUCGUCAUCAUAUCCCGCGAGACAGGCGAGGUGAUAUGGCAUCUCGACAGCAGCGUAGUAGCGCAACAACACUGUGCCAGCGAGCUGCUGUCCGAAGACGGGACCUCCAGCAUCCUGAUCUUCGACAACGGCACCUUCCGCCACCACCAGAGCGCCACCUAUUCGCGGGUCAUCCAAGUCGACCGCUCCACCAAGAAGAUCGUGUGGGAGUACCGCGACCGAUCCCUCCCCGGCGCCUUCUUCAGCCCGUUCAUGGGCGGCGCGCAGCGCCUGCGCAACGGCAACACGCUGAUCACCGAGGCCGUCUCUGGGCGCAUGUUCGAGGUGACUCCCCAAGGCGAGAUCUGCUUCGAGUACAUCAACCCGCAUUUCGCAGACUACAAGCAACUGAACGCGCCCGAGCUGGACGAGAUCGGUUUCGAUUAUCCCGCAAAUGCCGUCUUUCGGGCUUACAAGUACACGCCGGACCAGGUGCCAUGGCUGCGCCUGCCGAAUUGA
This is a messenger RNA of Fonsecaea multimorphosa CBS 102226, 1149 nucleotides long. RefSeq lists its product as uncharacterized. Lineage: Eukaryota; Fungi; Ascomycota; Eurotiomycetes; Chaetothyriales; Herpotrichiellaceae. Bases 1 to 1149 code for a protein of 382 amino acids. The transcript has a single exon. The record is from RefSeq and is a predicted model, not a curated record.